AUGACUUUAGAACGUUUGACAUCUCAACCAGAAAACCCCUUCGCUAAACUAGUGGGUUCACAAGAGAUAGCAGUCAUUCCGGAAUUUACAUUAGAAUCAGGAGAUGUACUUCACCAAGUGCCAGUUGCUUACAAAACAUGGGGUAAACUAAACGACCAAGCCAAUAAUGUCAUGGUCAUUUGUCAUGCGUUAACAGGAUCUGCUGAUGUAGCAGACUGGUGGGGUCCUUUGAUGGGUGUUGGCAGGGCAUUUGAUCCAGAGCGCUUUUACAUUAUUUGCAUAAAUGCCCUAGGCUCUCCCUACGGUUCGGCAUCACCUUGUACCACUAAUCCUGAUACAGGGGAUUAUUACGGUCCCGAAUUUCCUUUGACCACGAUUAAAGAUGAUGCUAAAAUUCAGAAGUUAUUGCUAGAUGAUUUGGGAGUUAAAGAAGUGGCGGUUGUUAUCGGUGGUUCUAUGGGAGGAAUGCUGGUUUUAGAGUAUGCAUAUUUUGGUCCUAAGUACGUUAGAUGUAUUGUUCCUAUCGCUACCUGUGCCAGUCAUAGUGCCUGGGCUAUCAGUUGGGGUGAAGCUCAACGACAGUCGAUUUAUUCUGAUCCUAAAUACUUAGACGGCUAUUAUGCUUUUAGUGAUCCUCCUGCCGUUGGUUUAGGAGCAGCAAGAAUGUCUGCCUUGUUAACUUAUCGAUCAAGAAACAGUUUCGAAUCGAAGUUUGGGAGGGCAAAACCUGAUCCUUUGAAGCAUAAACAAACAAAAUCUCUCGGCCUAGAACGUGCUCCCUCUACACCAUCUGAAGAACGUUGGGCGAUUCACAACCAUGGGCAUCGUCAGGGAAAGAAACUGUCGCACUCAACAACAGCAAGUCCAAAUGGAGCAUCCAAUGAAUCUCCAGAGAUCUCCCCUAGCUCGUCUGUGGAUAGCUUGACAUCAUUGAACUCUGUAUCAUCUGCUCCCAAGCCUCUAAGAAGACCACAAACAUAUUUCACCGCACAAAGUUAUCUCCGUUAUCAAGGCGCUAAAUUUGUUGAGCGAUUUGAUCCUAACUGUUAUAUUGCAAUCUCCCGUAAACUUGAUACGCACGAUGUAUCCAGGGGUCGUGGUGAUGAGAUUGAAGCGUCUUUGAGAGACAUCGAGCAGCCCACGCUAGUAAUCGGCAUCUCAUCUGAUGGGCUUUUCACAUUUACAGAACAGGAGAGGUUAGCUGAGCAUAUUCCCAACUCUAGACUUGUGAAAAUAGAUUCUCCGGAAGGGCACGAUGCCUUUCUUCUUGAGUUUGCAGAGAUUAAUCAAUUGAUUAUCAACUUUCUCAAGGAGCAAAUCCCCGAUAUUAUGAAUAGCGGUGGCAGAGAGUUUAAGGAGCAGGAGAUCGGCCAGCUCACUCAAUCUAGUGUCUUUGGCGAAGCCGAGACGGUCACUGAAGACAUGGCUGAUAUAACUAGAUGGUAA
Molecule: messenger RNA, 1446 nt
Organism: Sugiyamaella lignohabitans
Lineage: Eukaryota; Fungi; Ascomycota; Dipodascomycetes; Dipodascales; Trichomonascaceae
Gene: MET2
Product: homoserine O-acetyltransferase
Exons: 1
Coding region: 1-1446 (481 amino acids)
Biological process (GO): L-homoserine metabolic process
Molecular function (GO): homoserine O-acetyltransferase activity
Source: RefSeq, a predicted model, not a curated record